UGUGCCGGCUCCCGGCGAAGGCGAAGGAAGGGUCCGCUUGGCGCAUGCGCGUUGCCCCGGAGACGGGGGGCCCGGCAGUGAGACGGGGCGGCAGAGCGGCCGCAGGCGGGUUCCGGGCGCAGGGCAUUGUGGGAUCGCGGCGGUGCCAGGAGACCCAGGGGGGGCCCGGGCGCCAUGUUCUGGAAGUUCGACCUGCACUCCAGCUCGCACAUUGAGACGCUGCUGGAGCGCGCCGACCUGACGCUGCACGAGCUGCUGGACGAGGACGAUGUGCUGCAGGAGUGCAAGGUGGUGAACCGCCGGCUGCUGGACUUCCUGGUGCAGCCGCAGCAUAUGGAGGCGCUGGUGACCUGUGUGACCGAGGAGCCCCCCGUCGAGCUGGAUGAGCGGCUGCGCUACAAGUACCCCAGCGUGUCGUGCGAGAUCCUGACAUCAGACGUGAGCCCGAUCACGGAUGCGCUGGGCGAGGACGAGGGGCUGCUGCGGCGUCUCUACGGCUUCCUGCAGGGCCACGGGGUCCUGAACCCGCUGCUAGCCAGCUUCUUCAGCAAGGUCAUGGGCAUCCUCAUCAACCGCAAGACAGAUCAGAUUGUGGCCUUCCUGCGCAAGAAGGACGAUUUCGUGAGCCUGCUGCUGCGGCACAUCGGUACCUCGGCCAUCAUGGACCUGCUGCUGCGCCUGCUGACCUGUGUGGAGCAGCCGGUGCUGCGCCAGGAUGUCUUCAACUGGCUGAACGAGGAGAAGAUCGUGCAGAGACUGAUCGAGAUGAUUCACCCCUCAAAAGACGACAAUCAACAUUCCAACGCCUCCCAGUCCCUGUGUGACAUCAUCCGACUGAGCCGGGAGCAGAUGAUGCAGAUCCAGGACAGCCCAGAACCCGACCAGCUGCUGGCCACGCUGGAGAAGCAGGAGACGGUGGAGCAGCUGCUGGGGAACAUGCUGGCAGGCGAGCGGAACGAGUCCGUCAUCAUCAGCGGGAUCCAGGUGCUGCUGACGCUGCUGGAGCCGCGCCGAGCCAGGUCCGAGGCCGGGGGGAUGGGCAGCUUUUACUGCCCUCUGGAAGGGCAGCUGGAGCUGGGGCCUCUGGGCUCGGACGGCAGCGCCUGCCAGGCCAGCCCCAGCACCCUGCUGGCCCUCAGAGGUUACCUCCGGGACUUCCACCAGCUGCUGAUCGACCCCCCGAAGCGGCCGGCCCUGCAGAUGACGUGGGGGCUGCUGGACCCACCGCUGGGGAACACGCGGCUGCAGGUGGUGAAGCUGCUGGGCAGCUCGCUGGGCGCAGGGGACACGGGGCUGCAGGAGGAGCUGCUGGGCCUGGACGCUCUCAACACCAUGCUGGAUCUGUAUUUCAAAUACACCUACAACAAUUUCCUGCACGCCCAGCUGGAGGCGUGUCUGAGCACCCUGCUGCGGGCCGGCGCCCCCCCUGAGGACUCGCAGCCCCCACCAGACAGCCCCGUCGUCAAGCAUCUGCUGCAGAAAUGCCGCCUGGUGCAACGAAUCUUGUCGGCCUGGGAGGAGAACGAGCAGACGCAGGCGGCCGGAGGCCAGCGGAGGGGCUACAUGGGCCACCUGACGCGCAUCGCCAACGCCCUUGUCCAGAGCUCCGAGAAGGGCCCUCACGUCGCUCUCGUGGGGCAGCUGCUGAAAGAGCUGCCAGAGGAGGAGCAGGAGCGGUGGGAGAAAUUCGUCUCGGGGCCCCUAGCAGAGACCAACAAGAAAAAUGUGGUGGAUCUGGUGAACAUGCACAAUCUGCACUCGUCCAGCGACGACGAGGAAAACGACCUGAAAGAGUUUAACUUCCCCCAGGAGGCCGUGCUGCAGCAGGCCUUUGUGGAUUACCAGAUGCAGCAGGUGACCUCAGCCUUCAUCGACCACUUCGGCUUCAACGACGAGGAAUUCGGGGAGCAGGAGGAGAGCGUAAAUGCCCACUUCCGCCAACUCAAGAGCGCCCCCUUCGACAGGAUGGGCAGCCUGAGCUUCUCGCUGAGCGCUGACGACGACAGUCCCAACUCCAACCUGUUUGAAGUCUGCUACAAGGAGCGGAUCCAGCAGUUUGACGACGAUGACUCGGACGGGGAGGACGCCUGGCAGGAGAAGGAGCCGGGCUACUCGGGGCGGGGUCCGCAGCCCACAGGGCCCAGGAACUGCGGCAGCACGGACAGCGAGGGCAGCCGGGACUCGGAGGAGGAGGAAGAUGCCGGCGGGGGUGUGGAGGGCGGAGGAGGAGGAGGUGGCGGCGAGGCCGAGGGGGCCAGCCCUGACCUGGAGCCUGCAGCGGCCCCCGCUCGGCCCCCCACCAGCGGCGGGGUGGACACUGGAGUGGCCGUGUGGGACAGGCCCGGCUCGGAUGCCUCCUGCCCCCUCACAGAAGGGAGUUGGGCUCUGUUUACAGAGACGCCCUCAGUGCAGACCAGGUGAGACCCAACCCCCUCUGC
Messenger RNA from Chelonoidis abingdonii (Abingdon island giant tortoise), 2438 nucleotides. RefSeq names its product protein phosphatase 6 regulatory subunit 1 (gene PPP6R1). Gene Ontology annotation, cellular component: cytosol; nucleus. The record is from RefSeq and is a predicted model, not a curated record. Gene Ontology annotation, molecular function: protein phosphatase binding; protein phosphatase regulator activity. Lineage: Eukaryota; Metazoa; Chordata; Testudines; Testudinidae.